Arxiozyma heterogenica is the source of this 2691-nucleotide messenger RNA. It is a transcript of the gene COG4, whose product is annotated as Golgi transport complex subunit COG4. Bases 1 to 2691 code for a protein of 896 amino acids. The record is from RefSeq and is a predicted model, not a curated record. NCBI's taxonomy places the organism in Eukaryota, Fungi, Ascomycota, Saccharomycetes, Saccharomycetales, Saccharomycetaceae. The transcript has a single exon.
AUGGAAAUUGAUUCUAUUUCUGAUGAUCAGUUAUCUAAAAGUCUGGCCAAAUAUUCUUUACUUCUAACUAAAUUAUCUACAUUAUCUCAGGUUAAUAAAUUAACAAAUAUAAUUAAACAUGACCAUAUAAAGAAGACCCAAAUAUUGAACGACUUCAUUCAUGACACUCAAAUUCAACAAAACAAACAAGUCAGAAAAAUCGAAUUAAAAAGAACUGAUCUAACAUCAUCUUUAGCCCAGUUUCAUAAUAUUUUGACUCCUUUGUCGGAAUCUAAUCAAGCUGCUAAAACAAUUCAUUCUGAUAUUUAUAAUAAUGAUAUAGAACACAAAUAUUUGGAAGAAACCUUAGCCUUUCUUGAAUCAACCAGAACUUUGAAAAAUAACAUCAAAUUAAUUGACUCUGCUCUCCAACAACACAAUUAUCUAGUAGCUGCAAAGGGGAUUUAUGAAGUCAACCAGUUACCCAAGAGUAUUUUAGAAUCUAAAUUUGCACAGGCAAUCAUUCCAACACCAGAUUUACCGUAUUCUGUACCAGAAUUACUCACAAUGUGGACAGAUCAAUUACGCGAUCUUUUUAAAGAAAAUUUCUCAAAAGCAAUGGUAAAUAAUGAUAUCCCAAUUCUAACCAAAUUUUUUCAAUUGUUCCCCCUAAUUAACGAACCAACAUUAGGUUUAAAUUUGUAUUCUAAAUAUAUAACUAGUAUGAUUGCUCAAGAAAAUCAAAAGUUUACUAUGGGAUCUAUGAAAUUAGAUUCAAGAUUUGACUUGAUUUUAUUGCAAUUAUUCAAAAUUGUAUCUACUAUUAUUAACGAACAUUCAAAGAUUAUAUCUAAAACUUAUGGGAUUAAAUAUAUGACAUACGUGAUGGAAAAAAUAGAGAUUGAAGUUGAAUUGCAAUGUUGUCUUGUAUGGAAUUAUUUCCAAGAAAAAAAACUAUCAAAUUUAUCGCAAUCUAAUAAUAGCCAAAAUGCUGAUAAUGACGAUACAAACAAUGAUAAUGAAAAUGGUGUGAUUAACAAAAAAGAUAUAAGCAAUAAUAAUAAUAAUAAUAAUAAUAAUAAUAAUAAUAAUAAUUUAUUAAAGCUCAAAUCAUUAAUCAAUGAAUUUUCAUGUUUUUUACAAAACUGGUCAAUGUACUGUAGAUUCUUUUCUGUAAGAUGGAAGGAAUUUUUAAAUUCUGAUUUAGAACCCAUUACAAAUUCUUCUGUUGAUAUAAAUAUGACUUUUAAGGAUCAUAAAACUGAAAGCAGCGAUAAUAGCUCUAUUGACACAGACAAUUCCAAAAAUAAAGAUACUAUCUUAUCAGUGGCGCCUCCGAUAUCUGAUGGUAGUUUCCUAAGAAGACUACAAAAAGAUAAGAGUAUUCAAUUAUUUCAAGAAAUAAGUUAUAACUAUCUACUAACAUCAUUCAAGAGAAGUAUUGAAUUGGAAGAAACACCAUCAUUGAACGAAUUAAUUGUAGAUGAUCCAAUAGUACAUGAAGACUUGUCCUCUUGGCCAAUAAGCUCUGUCUUAGAAGACUUAACACUAUUAUUAAGACAAACUUUGAUUAAUAGUGUCAACACAGGACAAUUCAAUAUCCUUGAAAAUUUAUUAACACAAUUACCUAAAUUUAUUCAAAAUGAAUUUCUUGUUAAGUUUCUUCAAAACAAAUUUAAGUAUUCACAAAAUAAAUUAUCAACAGGCUCAAUGAUAAAGUUAAAAAAAUAUCAGACUAAAUUAUUUCCACAGGAACAAGAUAAAGAAGGUAUUAAAUCACCAAGAUCAUCUGUUUCAAAACUUUAUAAUGGUCCAGAUAGUAUCGGUAUAUCAACUACUUCCAAUGUUUUACAUAACAACACUCCUAUGGCGACAUCAACUUCAACUACUGGAAAAUUUAACCUCAGGGGUGCAUUUGCUAAUAUCCAAUCGAAUUUACAAUCAGUUGUGGCUGUUGAAGAAGACAAUUCAGAAUCAAUAUUGGCAUUACAUCACUAUUUGAUAUACAUAAAUACAUCCUAUCUUGUUGUCUUAGCAAUGAGAAAAUUGUUAAUUCAAGAAAUUAUAGAGGAUAAUCCAAAAUUGUUAAUUGAUAAUUUCCCCUUCUAUGCGGAAGCUGAUAAAAUUAAAAAAUUACUUUUUAAUUGUGAAGAUAAAGUAGCUAUACAAGUGAAAAAAUUGCAAAAUUGGUCCAUUAAAUAUUUAUUCCAAACAGUAUGUCUUCCUAAGAUCAAACCUUUACUUGAUUCUCUAUUUGUUAAUACAUCACAAAACAAAUAUGUUUGUGGCAUUGAAAAUUUUGAAAAUAUGAGAGAUAUAAACACAUUUAUUAAGAAAUGGAAUCAAAUGAUGCAGCCAUACCAAAAUGUACUAUAUCAGCGAGCUUACACUGACUUAUUAGAAUUAAUUGUGAAUUUCCUAAAACAUUUACUUGAAAAGAAAUUAUGGAAUUUAAAAGUUAACGAAUUGGGGGCAAUAAAAUUGGAUAGAGAAUUGAGCCUCUUUAUAGAAGUGAUUUGUGGUACUCAUUAUUCUAUUAGAAACAGUUUUACUAAAUUAACCCAAAUAGUCCUAAUAUUAGGAUUUGAUGAUGAUGACUUCGAUGUCUUUUCAGGUGAUGUAAAGGAAGAAUUAGUUACAUCUAUUAAAUGGGUGUUAAGUCCUCAAGAACGUAUCCAAGCAAGAAACUUAAAGGUGGACAGGAGAAUAUAA